Molecule: messenger RNA, 1053 nt
Organism: Lindgomyces ingoldianus
Lineage: Eukaryota; Fungi; Ascomycota; Dothideomycetes; Pleosporales; Lindgomycetaceae
Product: Di-copper centre-containing protein
Exons: 4
Coding region: 1-1053 (350 amino acids)
Molecular function (GO): oxidoreductase activity
Source: RefSeq, a predicted model, not a curated record
AUGGUCAGCUAUAUGAAAGGCUACGAACUCGAGCCCAUUGAGUCUGAUCGGGGAUUCAGUUCUUCAUGUACCAGAGACAAACUGAUCAUCAGGCGGGAAUAUGGGAAUUUGACCACUGAGGAGAGAGCUGAAUACGUGAAGGCUGUUCAGUGUAUCAUAUCAAAGCCCAGCAAAUUCUCGGCAGGUCAAGUCCCCGGAGCCAAGAACCGAUAUGAUGACUUCGUUGCGGUCCACCUCCAACAAACGCUGAACAUCCAUGGAACGGCAAACUUCCUUUCAUGGCAUAGAUACUUCACUUGGGCGUACGAAAACGCGUUAAGGACUGAAUGUGGAUACGAGGGGUCACAGCCUUAUUGGAACUGGGGAAAGUACGCAGAUUUGCUUCAAUCACCAAUCUUUGACGGGACGAACACAUCUAUGGGAGGUAAUGGAGACUAUGUCGCACACGGCGGCCAUGCCGCCGGACAAGCGAAUGUCAUGGUGCCAGCUGGUAAAGGCGGUGGAUGCAUCUCGACCGGUCCCUUCAAGAACAUGACUGUCAACUUGGGACCCAUGUCAAUUGCUAUCGAUGUUAAGAUCCCAACGAACCCUCAGUCAGAUGGCCUUGGGUACAAUCCUCGAUGCAUAAGGCGAGACAUCACAGACUACUUCACCAAAUCAUACCUCCGGACUAAAGAUGUCCAAGCCCUUAUCACGCAACCCACCACAAUCCUAGCAUUCCAAGAUCAGAUGCAGACUGAUACGGCAUCGAAGUUCGGAGUACACAGCGCCGGCCACUUCUCGAUCUGGGGUGACCCAGGAGGUGAUUUUUUCAUUAGCCCUGGAGACCCAGCCUUCUUCCUACACCAUGGUAUGAUUGAUAGGGCUUGGUGGAUCUGGCAAAAUCAAGAUCCAUCGAAACGGGUUAUGACAGUUGGAGGAAGCACUUCAAUGUUUGGUGGCAGCACGGGAACGUUGAAUGAUAAGGUCGAUCUCUCAGUUGUGGGCUCAGGACUAGCAAUCAAGGAACUUGUGAGCACCACUGCUGGGCCUUUCUGUUACGCUUAUCAGUAA